Molecule: messenger RNA, 480 nt
Organism: Fomitopsis serialis
Lineage: Eukaryota; Fungi; Basidiomycota; Agaricomycetes; Polyporales; Fomitopsidaceae
Exons: 3
Coding region: 1-480 (159 amino acids)
Biological process (GO): regulation of transcription by RNA polymerase II
Cellular component (GO): mediator complex
Molecular function (GO): transcription coregulator activity
Source: RefSeq, a predicted model, not a curated record
AUGGCGGACGCUAUACCACAAAGCGAUGUUUCUCGUCCCUCUGCGCUGCCCACAGCCAACCUCCUCCAGCGCCCGAUUCAGCCGCUCGUCGACCAGAACUCGAACGAGUACCUGGAUGCCAUAGAGGAGGAGUGGAACAAGAAAGUCGACGUUGAGGUCGACACACUGGUGGACGGAAUGGUCGACCUUGUCGGGCUGGCUUCGAUCGGAGACAAGGACAAGUUCAGAAUAGCGCAAGAGUCCUACCAGGCUGAAUGCCGAGCAGAGUCAAUGAUCCGGGCAGCACAUUCUCUGCUGUCCAUCAUCCACUCCAUGAAGCUGCUGCUAUUACUGUCCGACGAGUCGCAAAUCGCAAAUCGUAGGGAUGCGGAAAUGCGGGAUGUUCAAGCAGAGAAGGACACGUUGAAGCAGGAGGUGGCGGGCAAAUUGGACGAGAUACUUCACCAAGGGCGGUCAGGACGCCGGCCGGAGAGUCAAUGA